Molecule: messenger RNA, 1813 nt
Organism: Myripristis murdjan (pinecone soldierfish)
Lineage: Eukaryota; Metazoa; Chordata; Actinopteri; Holocentriformes; Holocentridae
Gene: mmadhca
Product: metabolism of cobalamin associated Da
Exons: 8
Coding region: 245-1147 (300 amino acids)
Biological process (GO): cobalamin metabolic process
Cellular component (GO): mitochondrion
Source: RefSeq, a predicted model, not a curated record
UUUAUAGCGUAUAUUUGGAAAUUCAGCUUCUACAUUAUUAGAAACUUUGUACAAUGUGACCAUAGUAACUCAAGAAGUAAUUCAAUGCUGGCCCGAAAGGGAAAGUGUCAAAACAAAAAGACUGCACGGAUGUCAGCUGAUCAGCUCAGUUAGCAAACAACGUGCUAACACUGCCUAGCUAACAGCUAACUACAUUAGCAUAAGGUUACAGCAAAAAGCGGACGUGCGGAAGAGACGGACAGCAAUGUCGAGCAGCGUGCUGUGUGGCCGAGGCAGGCUGGUUUUCUCCCAGACCGCUGGCCUUCAGGCCCUCGCUGCUCUCAGGACCAGCCGAACCAGAAACUUCUCUACCGCAAGCUCAGAUGAGCCUUAUAUAGCUGUAUCACCCGCAGACUCAGGCCCCAGGACCGUGUGGCCUGACGAGAACAUGGGACCGUUCGGACCUCAGGACCAGCGCUUCCAGUUACCAGGUAACGUGGGCUUCGACUGCCACCUGGAGGGCACGGCGAACCAAAAGAGAAAUGCCCCCAUCCACACGACGGUGCCUGAUGUGCUGAGCGCCCCGAGCAGCGCCGAGAGACACGAGUUCAUACUGGCUCAGUUUGUCAGUGAGUUCCAGGGUAAAGAGGGCAGCGUGUCCCUGAGAGUCCGCAAAGCCGAGCAGUACUUUUAUCAAGCAGACACACACUGCUCCAUAAACUCGUGCCCCGAGCUGCUAAGGAAAGAUCUGGAGCUGUUCUUCCCCGCGGCGCCGGCCAGCGCCAUCACAGUUGUGACGGUGACACAGAAGAGCAGUCGGUGCGAGGAGGCUGAGCAGAGCACAGAGCAGCUGCUUCACAGAUUUGUGAGCGGCGCCAAGGAGAUGUGCUUCGCUCUGUGGACUGCAGGCUACUGGGCGGACUUCAUCAACCCUGCAACAGGAGCAGCUUUCUUUGGAUCCCCGCCGAGCCACGCCACACUAAGAGCAGACGAGGAGCUGAGACAUUUGGGCUUUCACAUCGAGGUGUCGGGCUCUUGCACAGUUAUCCGCCACAUCCUGAGAGGCACGCCUUUGUUUGUCGGGACUGUUUUCACCAACGCACCUACCUACAGUCCUGCCAUCGCAAGACUACAAGGACUAUCGAGUGCGCUCAACGAUGAGGAAUAGGCUUUUUUUUUUUUUUAUGUUACGCAGAACGGAACCCACAUGUUUAUGAAGAAGCUUGGAAAUGAAACGUAGAGUUGACACAUGGUGUGUAUCAGUGGAGGGGUUGCCAGUGGUUUGUCUUACUGUAACACACGUGCAGUGUCCAGAGAAAUGUGAGGACCGCCACGUCACAAGGACUGCAGUAACAGUCCACCGCAGGCCUGGGUCGUUUUUUUUUUUUUUUUGUUUUUGUUUUUUUUUCUUUUUUUAAUAUUCAGAAUGGAUUUAUUUAUCUUGCCUGGCAGAGUGCAGUUGGAAAUUGCAAACCCAGAUUAUCCAGGUUACUUUUUAUGGGAUGUAACCAUGUGUGUUUUUAAAAUUUGAGCAAUAAACAUCAGGUAGCAUUUUCCCACCAAAAUGGGUAAUAAAACUGGGUAAUAAACAUCUUCCAGGGUACCCAGGUCUGCUCUUGUGGUAGCUAAUGUGAAAAAGACCUUUAUUUGAGCUACCUUUGAUUUUUAGAUGACCAUCUGGUCAACACUUUCGUACUAAUAUAUAUACAUUAUUUUUUUUCUGUCUAUUGAGUUAUACAUUGUCUGUAUCAGUAUGGACGCUGUUUCACUUGAAGCACUACAGUUGUACCAUUCAGAGCCUCUGAAUAAAGUGACCUGUAAGGCUGCACCGAGA